AUGUCUUCCUGUUUGCAGCCUGAUUUUUCCCAGCUCCCACAUGCCAGCACAACCACUGUCAUAAUUGCUGCACAAAAUUCACAUCUCCAAGGAUCUUGUCCUGCUCAAGAGUCAAUGAUACAUCUGGUGGGAGGUCAGGAAUGCAACAGCCCUCUCAGGCCAGAGUUGCAACCAUUGUUUGAAGACAGUCAGCCAGUAUUUUAUAAUGCAAUGGACAGAGAGUUGAGACAAGAACAUGCUGAUAUGUUUGUCACAUUCAACAAGGAGCAUGUCAACACAUCUUAUCUUACACUAGGCCACUGCAUUCAAAAUGAAAAAUUAAUGCAGAUCCUAAAAGAAAGCCUUGGAUUCAUGGAAUGGCCACUGAGUGAGAGUGAAGGCAAUGAUGGAGAAAAGUGCAAGAGCAAAGACAGUGAUGGUGAUUCAGAUAAAUUGGAGAUCUUCAAUUAUCAAAUACCACAAGUCAUUGUUCUUGACACUGUGGCAAGUGCAGGGAUCAUUCAGGUUGUCCCAGUGUUGCCAUUUCAAUGUUACAGGAUAUGGGGAGUGGAGAUUGCCGAAGAGUGUCAGGUUAUAGGAUAUGGGGAGUGGACUGAGUGUGCACAACAGUUCAGGGGAUGGUUUGGUGUCCCAUCGUUCACUGGGACUGCUGAAGGGUGUCAGAUUACAAUAUAUGAGGAGUGGAGUGAGUGUGCACAGCAGUUCAGGGGAUGGUUCUGUGUCCAAAUGGAUUGCCCUAGACUCAUAAGAAAACCUGAUCAUAUGAAGAAGUCUCCUCCGACUGGAAAGAACUCUUGGCUCUGCCUCAUUUUGCCUUGA
Molecule: messenger RNA, 819 nt
Organism: Pisolithus orientalis
Lineage: Eukaryota; Fungi; Basidiomycota; Agaricomycetes; Boletales; Pisolithaceae
Exons: 11
Coding region: 1-819 (272 amino acids)
Source: RefSeq, a predicted model, not a curated record